AAGAUGACAAAGACAAAUUUGAUUGAAUGUUUCAUUACACAUUAUUAUAACAAAUUUAUACACAAUAAUUAAACUAUUCUCCAUAAAACAGAGCUAGUAGCUCUAAUUUAUACCAGUAAUUUUUUUUUAAUUGUAAUAUUUUUUUAAAAAUUAAUAAAAUCUGUGUUGGACUUUCUGUCUACUUGUUCCGCAAAACAUUCUUCAAAAAAAAAAAAAAAAAAAAAAAAACACUUGUUCCACAAAACAGAGCUAGUAGCUCUAUUCUACUUGUUCCACAUUUAUACUCCAAACAAUUUUAAAAGAAACUUAUACUCUCUUCAAUUUGGUUUUAUUUAAGUGUCUCAUUUUGUUAAUAUAUAUUAUUCACUUAAUUUAAAUUGACUUUUUUCUUCGAAACAAUUCAAUUUGACUUAUAUUACUGAUGUAUACUCCAAACAAAAUUAUCGUUAAAGAACAACACAAAGUAAACUACUUAUAACUCAUAUGAACUGAGCCGUGUCAAUACCAUUGGCAUCGAAUAGAAAAAAUGUUGAAUUCAUACACUUUGCUUGUGUCAAUAAUCAUCUUGUCUUGUACAUGGAAACCAUGUCAACAAAGGCAAGAUACAGAUUGCUUACACCGGUGCGGGAGUAUUAACAUUCCCUAUCCCUUUGGAAUCGGGCCAGACGGCAAGGAGGGCUGCUACUUAAACCCUAACUUUACCGUCUCUUGUAAUGUUUCCUCUUCCUCACCUACACCAAUUCUUAAAAAAUUUGAUUUGGAGAUCGUCGAGAUCCAACGUUCUGGUCGGAAAGGAUCCGUAGGCUCUCUAAUCGUAAAAAUCCCAACAUUAUCUACGUGCAGUAGAAAUAACAACAGUACAGAAGCAAAAUGGACGAGCAAAAACUUGACUGAUUCACCAUUCAGAUUUGCAGAAGAUGCAGUAGAUGGAAAUGUAUUUGCAUCGGUUGGAUGCGACGGAUAUGCCGUGUUCUACAACGAGACUAGUGGAAUGAUAGCAGGAUGCACCUCAGUUUGCAGCCCUGAUUAUCAUUCUGCAGCAGCUGUUGCUGUAAGCAGAAGCAAAUGUUACGGCUAUCGUUGCUGCCAAGUUCAGCUGACUUCUGUGCAUAAACAUUUCCCAGAGCUUAAACAAUACGGAAUAAGUGUAAGAACAACUAAUACAUCAGGACUUUGUAGAUCUGCAUUUUUGAUCGGAAAGAAAUAUUUAGAAGCUGGACCACCGUUAGCGCCGGGGAUCACUGCGGUACCAGUUGUGCUUAAAUGGGGAAAGUCAAAUCUCACUUUUAUUUAUAUUUUUGUAACCAUGAUUAUAGUUGUUGGCAUACCAAUUAUAAUAUGUGGAGGAUGUUGGGGGUGGUGGCGAUUUAAAACUAAAAAGAGAAGAAAGGAGAUCAAACUCAGAGCAAUGUAUUUCAAGGAUAAACUAGAUAUACUAGGGGCUUCCAACAUAGACACCGCCGAGAGGACUAAACUCUUCACACUUACAGAACUAAAGAGAUUCACGGACAACUUUAGCAAGGAUCGUGUACUUGGACAAGGAGGUCAGGGUACCGUUUAUAAAGGAAUGUUAAAAAACGGUCAAGUUAUAGCUGUUAAAAGAUCAAGAGCCCUCGAGGAAAGCCAAUGGAAACAAUUCAUCAACGAGGUAAUUCUUUUAUCACAAAUCAAACAUAGACAUGUAGUGAAGAUUCUUGGAUGUUGUUUGGAAGAUGACAAACCUCUUGUAGUGUAUGAGUUCAUUUGUAAUGGAACUCUUUUGGAACAUAUCCAUAAGUCCAUAUUCACAUGGGAAAUGCGCUUGAGAAUUGCAUUCGAGACUGCUUCUGCAAUUUCUUAUUUGCAUUCAGAGUUUUCAACACCAAUUUAUCAUAGAGAUAUUAAAUCUAGCAACGUACUUUUGGAUGAUAAGUUUGGAGCAAAAUUGUCGGAUUUUGGGAUUUCUAGAGCAGUAUCUGUGGAGCAAACUCACGUGACAACUUGUAUCCAAGGGACGUUUGGUUAUUUGGAUCCUGAAUAUUUCUUUUCGAGCCAGUAUUCUGAAAAGAGUGAUGUUUAUAGCUUCGGAGUGAUUUUGGUUGAGCUUUUGACGGGAGAAAAACCAAUUCGCACACCAAUACUCGUAGAUAAAGAAGAAGAUACCGAAGAUGAUGAAGAAUUAAGUUUGGUGAUUUAUUUUGUCUCAUCAAUCAAGGAUUCUACUUUGUUUGACAUAGUUGACCCUAUGAUCAUAAAGGAUGGCAAGAAAAAGGAUAUCAUGGAAUUUGCCAAUCUUGCCAAACAAUGCUUGAGCCAUAAAGGAAUUCAAAGGCCAACAAUGAAAGAAGUCACAAUGGUUUUAGAAAGACUAAGGUAUAAGAACUCAUCUUGUUAACCUCGCCCACCGAAUGAUCACGCGAUGAUUGGAAAAUAGUACUUGCUAUAUUGGAAGCUCUUGAUCUAUGUUCACAUAGUUCUUAUUACGAAAUUAUUUACAAAUCCUUAAAGAUUGAAAUUAUUUCUGAUAUAACAAUUACCCAGUCAGAGAUCGAUUUUUAAAAGUGUGAGGAAGACUCCAAACAAAAAUAAACAGGCUUUCAUUACAAUGUAACAAUGGAUAAAAUGUUGAA
Messenger RNA from Chenopodium quinoa (quinoa), 2609 nucleotides. RefSeq names its product wall-associated receptor kinase-like 3. The record is from RefSeq and is a predicted model, not a curated record. Gene Ontology annotation, cellular component: plasma membrane. The coding region runs from base 527 to 2374 and encodes 615 amino acids. Gene Ontology annotation, biological process: cell surface receptor signaling pathway; protein phosphorylation. Gene Ontology annotation, molecular function: polysaccharide binding; ATP binding; protein serine/threonine kinase activity. Lineage: Eukaryota; Viridiplantae; Streptophyta; Magnoliopsida; Caryophyllales; Amaranthaceae. The transcript is spliced from 3 exons.